Messenger RNA from Vigna unguiculata (cowpea), 875 nucleotides. RefSeq lists its product as uncharacterized. The record is from RefSeq and is a predicted model, not a curated record. Lineage: Eukaryota; Viridiplantae; Streptophyta; Magnoliopsida; Fabales; Fabaceae.
AUCAUUUUUCUCUCCUAACUCCUCCCUUCCUCCUUCUCUAAUUGGCGGACGAUUGGCGGACGAUUCCGACCGCCACGACUACAGCCAAGACAGGUUUUUUCUGAGGUGUUGUACGAGGGAUUGCAACGAACUCAGAAGCCAGACAGGCAUGGAAUAUGAUAAUCUUAAAACCCAGCUGAAAGAGUGCAGUGGUCGUAUAAAUGCUCUUCAAAGCAGAUUGGAAGGUCAUGGCUUGUCCAUGAAUAUGCAGAUGAAGGUCCUUGAAGAGAGGAUUGAAUCCAUUUAUGCUAAGUAUUUCAAAGUCAUAGAAGCUUUGAAGGAAAAAAAUGAUGAUCUGUUAUCAGAGACUGGAGCAAUGAAGAAGCUGGAUAGGGAAUGGAAGGAAUUGAAGGAAGGGAAGGAAAAAUUAUUAAAGUUGGAGGCUAAGAUGAAGGCGGACAAAGAAGUGCUGGUGGGGGAAAUAAAUGAGCGGUUAUCAAAGCUCAAAGAUUACAUGAGGACAUCAGAGAAGGAUACUGCAGCUAUGAUUGCAGCUAUGAUUGCAAAUUUAACUGAAAAGCUGAUUUUCAAUUUUAAGUGGAGCAGAGGAGGGCUGAGGCUGCAUGGAUAUGGUGGAGUGGUGAAGUCAUGACCUACAUUACAUUUUUGCAAGAGGCAUGAUAAACAUGGUGACAAGUAGUCUUUGAUUUUGUAAGUUUUUUUGUGUGAAUAUGAUACAAUACGGGUUAACAAGAGCCUACAAGAGUGCAUAGCAAACCUCAGUGGCUGAAAAUCUUUACUUUAAAAUGAUUACGGGUUGUUUAAUUUUCUUGAACAAUGAUUACGAGUUGUUUAGUUUCUUUACUUUAAAAUGAUGAGUUGUUUAGUUUUUUUAA